AUAAGAUCCAAAUACAUGAAAUGUUUUAACUAUUAUUUUACAUUUGAAAUGAGCGAUUAAUAUAUUAUUAAUUUUUAUUUAUUUAAAUAUAGUAGUAAUUAGAAAAUUUUCAAUAAAGUCUUUUGUAUAAAAUAAUUUUUAAUAUGUACAAGUUUUCACUUUCUAAUAUAAUUUCAUCAAUACGUUCACUUAGUCAUAUUCAAAUACGUCAUGCAUCUAAGAAAUCUGGUACAAGUACAGCUAAUACAGGAGGUCGCGUUCGACCAAAACAUAGAGGAAUAAGGUAUAAUGAAGGAUGUCACGUUCAUGCAGGAACUAUGUUGGUAUUACAGAGGAAUCUAAGAUUUCAUCCAGGAUUACAUGUUGGAUUUGGACGUAAUGGUACAUUAUUUGCAUUGGAAGCUGGUAAAGUUAUUGUAUCAUGUGAAAAAAUUGAUCCAAAGUGGGAUCAUACGUGGAUACAAAGGAUAUAUACUGGAAGAAAAGGACAAACUAUUUAUAAAAAAUUUUUCAAUGUAAUCCCUGAACCACAACAUAAUAGAUUUAAACUUGUUGAUGCCAUUUAAUUUAUAAUUUUUUUAAAUUAAUAUAUAUAUAUAUAUUUAUCAAUUACGUAGAAAAAUGUUUAUAUUUAGGUAAAUAAAAGUUUUUGGUAAAUUA
Molecule: messenger RNA, 660 nt
Organism: Daktulosphaira vitifoliae (grape phylloxera)
Lineage: Eukaryota; Metazoa; Arthropoda; Insecta; Hemiptera; Phylloxeridae
Gene: mRpL27
Product: 39S ribosomal protein L27, mitochondrial
Exons: 3
Coding region: 144-566 (140 amino acids)
Biological process (GO): translation
Cellular component (GO): mitochondrial large ribosomal subunit; ribosome
Molecular function (GO): structural constituent of ribosome
Source: RefSeq, a predicted model, not a curated record